CCGAGCCCUUCUUUGUGAAUCCCUAACGCUUCUCAUCAGUGUGUCUGGCUGAGUGGAAGAGGAGGAUAAAGUGUAGCUAUUUCAUUGUAAAAUGUCUAAAGUUCAAACGCUGAGAGAUUUGGUUACUCGGAGACAAAGUGCGGCUGCUGAGGAGAUAUUGGAGCUGUUUCAGAGAACCAGAGCAGAGAGCCGAGAUCUUUGUUAUUCCACUGAGGAGGUCCAUCGCCACAAACUGAUGGCGGAAGAGUUGACUGCUUCAGCAUUUUCACUCGGACUAGAAGUCCAUCAUCUGAUCUUCAGUGAACAGGUUCCCUGUGAGCAGCAGGAGUGGAGCCUCAGUGUGAACAACGAGGACCCAAAACUCCCACACAUCAAAGAGGAACAGGAGGAAUUCAGGUGUGGUCAUGAAGGAGAGCAGCUUCAACGACCAGAGGAAGCUGAUAUCAAUAAGUUCCCGUUCACUGCUGUGACUGUGAAGAGUGAAGAUGAGGUUGAGAACGCUCGGUCUUCACAGCUCCAGCAAAGGCAGAAGGAUCAACAGAUGAAAAAAGAAGCUGAUGAGGACUGUGGAAGACCAGAACCAGCCAGGAGGCUGAGGGUGUUGGUGAAGCAGCGACUGACUGCAGCUGUUGAAGAGAUAUUCGGGAUGUUUGAGACAAUGUUAGCAGAGUACAAGGAGGAGAUCCAAGGUCUACAUAAGCUUCUGGAAGGGUCUGUGAAGAGUGAUGACGAAGUCAACAAAGCAGAAACAACAUGUCUGCCGUCUCCACCCCUGCUGUCCUCACCAACCAGCGCUCCAUCUGGACCCUACGUCUGGAGGGUGUUUGUGCUGGACCACAAGAGGUGGCCGGCCCCUAUGAAGGCAGCCAUCGACGACCUGCUCAAUAAACACCGCGGGCAGAAGGACACACUGAACCUUGUGGACAGGGACUACGCGGCACUAGUUUACGACUCCUUAACAGACCCAAGCAGCAUGCUCCACCCAACGACAGAACUCCAUAUUUCACAGUAUGUAAAAGACGGCCAAGAGAAACUGCACGAGAGGCAGGAACUCUGGUGCUCUCUUAAAGAGGAGAGUGAGACUACCAGUUUGCCAGUUGUUCCCACGCCUGUUGCAGUUAACCUGCCUUUACAAGCCAAUAUUGAGGAAAUAGUUCAAGACCUCGUGGAGAAGCAGACGCCGAUGCAAAAGAAGAAGCAGACGCCGAUGCAAAAGAAGACACAGACAAAGACAUGUCUUUCCUGUGGCCAGCCCAAGUCCAGGCACGAGAAUGACGGUUCCUCCAUCCACUUCUUCUACCAGCAGGGCCCCGUCAGAUAUUUCUACUGCUCCACUAAAGUUUUCAAAGCGUAUGGUACUGAAGGUCUAAGAAACCCAAAGAUGCCAUUUAAUGACUUUGCUGAGACACCGUUCUUUCAGCGUGAACUAGACGCCACAAAGCAAAGGGUGGAGGAGAAAGGACAGCAAAAGAGGAAAAGGACCGACUUGCAGCCCGCGGGUCGCAGGUGUCGCUUCUGUAACAUGCAACUGAAGCAGGGCCCGAACAGUCCUCACAUCCACACUGGGUUCCCUGGAGUAUCAGGGAAGUACAUUUACUGCCCCGCUAAAGUCUGUUCCCUCUACAAAGAUCGGGGCAUGAAGAAGAAGAUGACCUGGAAAGAGUUCCAGGGUUGA
This is a messenger RNA of Anoplopoma fimbria (sablefish), 1675 nucleotides long. RefSeq lists its product as uncharacterized. The record is from RefSeq and is a predicted model, not a curated record. The coding region runs from base 92 to 1675 and encodes 527 amino acids. NCBI's taxonomy places the organism in Eukaryota, Metazoa, Chordata, Actinopteri, Perciformes, Anoplopomatidae. The transcript has 4 exons.